Prorocentrum cordatum is the source of this 378-nucleotide messenger RNA. Lineage: Eukaryota; Dinophyceae; Prorocentrales; Prorocentraceae. The record is from the annotation of a GenBank genome assembly.
AUGUGCGGCCCGUACGACCACGACCGCAGGGAGGCUGCCCUGGAGACCGAACAGCAGCAGCUCCUCGGCGGGCGCUCCGCGGGAUCCUCCGCCGUCGUGGAGGUGGCCACAGAGAUGGCGACAGAGUCUAAUUCGGCCGUCGCGGACCAGGGCUCGGAGGGCUCCGCGGGAUCAUCCGCCGUCGUGGAGGUGGCCACAGAGCGGGCAGCAGAGUCUAAUGUGGCCGUCGCGGACCAGGGCUUGGAGGACCCGAACUGCCCGCAGUGGUGCUUCAUCAGAGGCUGCCCUGGAGACCGAGCAGCAGCAGCUCCUCGGCGGGCGCUCCGCGGGAUCCUCCGCCGUCGCGGAGGUGGCCACAGAGCGGGCAGCAGACUCUAA